AUGGCUUUGAAAGGUGUUAAUAUUUCCAUUCUUUGGCACUUUGCUUUGGCUCUUGUCAUUGUCAUGCUCUGCACUCCUAAUGUUAGUCUUGCUAAGAAAACAAAAAUCAUUGGCUUGAAAAUGAAUGCGAUUGAUCAUUGUUGGAGAUGGAACCCUGAUUGGCGAAGGAAUAGACAACAACUUGCCACAUGUUCAGUGGGUUAUGCUGGGAAGAUGGCCAACAACAUUGGAAGGGGCCUCACACAAUAUGUAGUCACUGAUCCUAGUGACAACCCAAUAAAUCCUAAACCAGGGACCUUAAGAUAUGGAACAACCAUGAUCAAAGGGAAAAAAUGGAUCACAUUCCUUAGAAGCAUGCGCAUUAGACUUCAAAAACCACUUCUCAUUAGUAGUUUCACAACCAUUGAUGGCCGAGGUGCUAAUGUUCACAUUGCUGGUAAUGCAUGUUUGAUGAUCUAUAAGCAAAGCAACAUAAUCAUUCAUGGUCUUCGUGUCCACCAUUGCCGAUCUCAACCACCUAGCACAGUAAUGGGUCCAGACUCAAAGAUAAUUUCACUAGGUCAAGUUGAUGGAGAUGCAAUUAGAUUGGUUACUGCAUCGAAGGUCUGGCUUGACCAUAAUACACUUUAUGAGAGUGAGGAUGGUUUACUUGAUGUCACUCGAGGUUCUACAGAUAUCACCAUCUCUAACAACUGGUUCAAAAAUCAGGACAAGGUCAUACUCCUUGGACACGAUGAUGGGUUCUUACGUGACAAGAACAUGAAGGUCACGGUCAUGUACAACCAUUUUGGACCUAAUUGCAAUCAAAGGAUGCCAAGAAUACGAUUUGGAUAUGCACAUGUGGUGAACAACCUUUACCAGGGAUGGAUGCAAUAUGCCAUAGGGGGAAGCAUGAAUCCUAGUGUCAAGAGUCAAGCCAACUUGUUCAUUGCACCAAAAUUAGGGAACAAAGAGGUGACGUGGAGAAAUGGUGAAAAAGGGACAUGGAAAUUCUACUCUGUGAAUGAUGUAUUUGAAAAUGGAGCUAGAUUCAUUGAAACGGGUGCUGGUGGGGUAAAGCCAAACUAUAACCAUGAACAAGUUUUUCGAGUUGCAGAUGCAAGAACAGUGAGGUCAUUGACAAAAUCAGCAGGUGCCUUACGAUGCUCCCCACGAUCUAGAUGCUAA
Molecule: messenger RNA, 1167 nt
Organism: Quercus robur (English oak)
Lineage: Eukaryota; Viridiplantae; Streptophyta; Magnoliopsida; Fagales; Fagaceae
Product: probable pectate lyase 4
Exons: 4
Coding region: 1-1167 (388 amino acids)
Molecular function (GO): pectate lyase activity
Source: RefSeq, a predicted model, not a curated record